CUGGAGUGGGGACUAUAAAUCGUCUCUCUUAUUCCCCCGCCCCGUUCUCGUUCUCGUUCUCUUUGUUGGAGACUCCAUCGGUCAGGAUAACAAUCCACAAAACAAAUAUCCAAAACAUAUAAAUAGUAGAAGCAGUUUGCUUCCAAAGCAAAGCAAAGCAAAGCUAAACUAGUUCUACAGCAAUGCCAUACUUGGUUCUCCACAGCCCACCACUCGCGUCCUUCCCUUGUCACCUUCCAUCAUCAAGGUUCCCAAUUCAGACCCAGAAGCCAGCGGCCUGGAUUCACCCAAGAAAUCAUCGUGCGGCUCUGCUCCGCGGCAUAAGGUGCAUGGCGAAGCCGCGCAGAGUGGCAAUGGUGGCUAAGCAGAUACAGAGGGAGCUCUCUGACAUGCUCUUAACAGAUAAGGUGUUGCAGUACGCUAUUUUGCCUGAGGUUUCUUUGGGUGCCGACCGUUACCUCUCUUCUUUAACCACAAUUAGUGAUGUUGAGGUCUCUACCGACUUGCAGGUGGUUAAAGUAUUUGUAUCCGUUUUUGGCGAUGAAAGAGGGAAGGAGGUUGCACUUGCUGGGCUAAAGUCAAAAGCAAAGUACGUCCGUGGUGAAUUGGGAAGGCGUAUGAAACUGCGGUUAACUCCUGAGAUACGCUUCAUAGAAGAUGAAUCGUUAGAGAGAGGAAGCAGGGUGAUUGCAAUAUUAGAUCGGAUAAAAAAUGAGAAGAAAGUUGGAGAAGUUCAAGAUGAGGAGGAAUUGGAAUCAUCCAACGCACCUCAGGAUGAUAAAGACUGGGAGGAUGAUGACCCUGAUGAAGACAUUAUAUACAUAAAGUAGUUUGUCCCCUAUUUGCAUUUUGCUUCUUCGAAUUGAGGCAUGGAUUUGCUUAUCCCCAGGGUAGUACCAUCAUAAGCCACGGUGCAUGCUGGACAGAAACAACUCUUCACAACUGUGGCCAUCAUCUGAAUUACGAGCGUCUACCAUGUCACACCUUGUAAAAUUACCUCUAAUGUUCUUAUACUUUUCUUCCAGUGUCUUAAUUAUUUGCCUUUUGUUUUGUUUAGUCUAUGCAGGCCUUUUGUGACUUGAGUGCUAUAUAGUCGAGGAGUUCCCAAAAAUGACAAUACACAAGAUGUGAAUGGAAUUGUCAUUUUGUAGGCCUUGGGAUUUUCUUUUGUUUGUGUUCUACUAUCAUGGAUUAUAUACGUGUACUGGUUUAUGCUAAUAGUGCAUGAGGCAAUCCACUUAUUCAUUUAA
Messenger RNA from Rosa rugosa (rugosa rose), 1250 nucleotides. RefSeq names its product probable ribosome-binding factor A, chloroplastic. The record is from RefSeq and is a predicted model, not a curated record. The transcript is spliced from 4 exons. Bases 183 to 830 code for a protein of 215 amino acids. Gene Ontology annotation, biological process: ribosome biogenesis; rRNA processing. Lineage: Eukaryota; Viridiplantae; Streptophyta; Magnoliopsida; Rosales; Rosaceae. Gene Ontology annotation, molecular function: ribosomal small subunit binding.